AUGUCCAGCACAGAACUUACCUGUGAGAUGGGUUGCUGCCUCCAAACAGAUCAUUAUAUUGAUGGCACCGCUGAUCUGGUGAGACCUAACACCUGGGGUCCACGGACAUAACACGCACCAUAAAGUCGGCUCUUUAAUGCUUGUUAAAAACAAUAACAACAUUUAGAACAUAAAUAAUGAUGUUGCUGCUUCUGUGAUUUUAUAUUGAGCAAUUUCCCUGUGGCAAGGCUUUUUGGGGGAGCAUCAUGGUGUGACAGCAGUGAAAACCCCCAAACCCGCAGGUUCGGCUAAAUGAAUGUACACACAGCGUACAAUUGUACAUUCCAAGUUUCAAAUAAAUGUUAUAUUAUUAGUUUUAUUUCAAUGAAAAGGAUAUUGAAGGUGUUAACUCUAACAUUUGGAUUAUAAAGAGAGCCUAGCAGUUAAUAGUUUGUUUUAUAUCUAUGUGGGAUAAUUUUAAAAAAUUCUGUGAAUAUUUGAGCCCAAAUUAGAAUAAUGAUAUGGAGAGAAUUUCUAUAACAAGUCUCUUAAUAUAAACAGAGAAGUAAAAACCUAAAUAAAGAUAAAAGGAUGGCUUAUAUAUACUAAUGGUCAAAUUAACCUCACAGGUCCAAAACUGGAGCAGCUCAGCUGAGAUUUGAAGAAAAUGUCUUUCUCUCGCCAUCCCACCAAAUCUCCAGGAUACUCUACCCACCACCCCCUCAAACAUCCAAACUCUUCUGUCCAGCAUCCCACCAGACAUCCAAUCUCUUUUAUACAGCAUCCCACCCAACAUCCAGAAUCCUCUACCCAGUGUCCCACCCAACCUUCAGAAUACUCUAACAAGCAUCCCACCCAGCAUCCAAACCCUUCUACCCAACAUCCCACCCAUCUUCCAAAUACUUCUACUCAGCGCUCAAUCAAACAUCCAAGCACUUCUACCCAACAUCCCACUCAACCUCCAAAGACUUCUACCCAACACCCUACCAAACAUCCAAACCAUUUUACCCAGCACCCCACCCAACCUCCAAUCUCUUUUGUCCAGCAUCCCACUCUACCGCCAGAAUCUUCUACCCAGUGUCCCAGCCAACCCACAGAGUCUUCUACCUGGCGUUCCACACAACACACAGAAUCUUCUACCCAGCGUCCCACCAAACAUCCAAAACCUUUUAUCCAGCUUUCUACCUAACCCACAGAAUCUUCUACCCGGCGUUCCACCCAACCCACAAAAUGUUCUACCCAGCGUCCCAUCAAACAUCCAAAACCUUCUAUCCAGCAUUCCACCCAAGCUUCAGAAUCUUGUAUCCUGUGUCCCACCAAACCCACAGAAUAUUCUACCCAGCGUCCCACCCAACCCACAGAAUCUUCUACCCAGCGUCCCACCAAACCUCCGAAGCCUUCUACACAAUGGACCAACAACAGGAACUCAGAACAACAAUUAAUUAUUUCACGGGUAAGUCUGCAGUGAUAACAAAUUGUCUUUUAUAGAGUACACUGAAAUUAGAGAAGAUUUACUUUAUUCCAAGAUUCAACUGUAUUCGAAUAUUCAUCCUCAUUAGUUUUUAUAUUAUUUUACUCCUAAAGUAACAUUUUCUACUCAUUAUGCAUUAAUAGACCAGUGUAGCUGAUGUUAAAUUAAGUCAUCUUUCUAUGUUGCAAACAGUAUUUUCAAGUUCCAGAUACAUCCUUAAUAUGUUUAAUACACGUCCAUGACUUUGGAAGUCCUUCUCAUUUAGCAUUAGCAGUAAAAGAUCUGUACAGACCAGCUUGUUACGGUGUUGGUGAGCGAAUGCAGAUUGGUGGCUUGGUACGUGACUGAAAGAGUGACUGUAUGUGGCUUGGUGGGUGUCUUGGUGGUGGAUUAGGUAUAUGUGACUGAAAUAGUGACUGUAUGUGGCUUGGUGGGUGUCUUGGUGGUGGAUUAGGUAUAUGUGACUGAACGAGUGACUGUAUGUGGCUUGGAGGGUGUCUAGGUUGUGGGUUAUUUAUAUGUGACUAAAAGAGUGACUGUAUGUGGCCUGGUGGGUGCCUAGGUGGUGGGUUAGGUAUAUGUGACUGAAAGAGUGACUGUAUGUGGCUUAGAGGGUGUCUAGGUGGUGGGUUAUGUAUAUGUGACUGAAAGAGUGACUGUAUGUGACCUGGUGGGUGUUUAUGUGGUGGACUGUGUUUUGGAUACGUGACUAAGCCUGUUACAAGGUGUGUGUUUAAGUGGAUGAUUCAUGGGUGGCUUUAUGUUACUGGAUGAGUGUAUAUAACUAUGAGGGUGACUAGGUGGUGGGUUAGGUAUAUGUGACUGAAUGGGUGACUGAAUGUGCCAUUUAGUGUGUAAAUGGAUCUAAGAAGUAAAAGAUAAAGUAUGUGAGUAGUGAAUCUGCCCUCACAGCCUUCAUCUUCAAAAACUAAUUGACCCUCCUACUCUUUUACAUCUACUCUUAAACAUCAACUUUACCCCCACACACUCUGACACCUACACCCCAACACAUCCUGACACAUAUACCCUCACACACUCUGACACCUUUAUCCCCACACACUCUGACACCUACACCCCCAUUCACUCUGACACCUACACCCCAACACACUCUGACACCUAUACCCCUACACACUCGGAUGCCUAAGCCCACACACUGAGACACCUACAUUCAAACACUCUGACACCUAUACCUCCACACACUCUGACACCUAUACCCCCACCCCUCCCAAACACAUCCUGACACCUAUACCCCCACACACUCUGACACCUAUACCUCCAUACACUCUGACACCUACACCCCCCCACACACACUCUGACACCUAUACCCCCACACAUUCUGACACCUUCACACCCACACACCCAAACCCGUACACAUUCUGGUACUUACACCCACACACCUUGAAAUCUACACCACCACAAUUCUAACACCUAUACCCCCACACAUUCUGACAACUACACACCCACACACCUACACCCGUACACAUUCUGGUACUUACACCCACACACAUCCUGGCACCUACACCCCCACACUCUGACAUCUAAACCCACACACUCUGACCAAUAUACACACACACGGACACCUGCACACACUGACACCAACACCCCCACACUCUAACACUCGGAUUCCUACACCCACACACUGAGACAACUACAUUCAAACACUCUGACACUUACACCCCACACACUCUGACACCUAUACCCUCACACACUCUGACACAUAUACCCACACACACAUUCUGACACCUACACCCACACACAUUCUGACACCUUCUCGCACGGAAAAAUAAACUCAAACAGCAUGCUCACCCUUAUAGUGCAGUGCAAAAACGCAAUGGGUAUUUACCCUUUUAUUUAAAUUAUUAUAGAUAGCAUAUGGAUUCCUCGAAAUAAAACAACACAAAUAUGUAUCUACAAAAAUAAAACAACAAGGACCAAAAAUAGAGUAUAAUAAUUUACUUGGUGAUAGAAAAUUCAAUGUUAAAUUCACAAGUGUGAAAUAAAAUGCCGGCUCAUCUGAUAUGACUGUAAUAUCUCUGAUAGACAAGGUCUUCUGUGUUCUCAGGAACGCAUGUAAAAGAAAUAACCAUAGUGCAACACUCUAUAAAGGUAAAUAAACUGCUUUAUUGUGUCACACUUACAAGUUAAAACGUAGUUAAAAGUCCAUCAUCAAAUCUCUUGAAAAGCUGGGUCAAUGGGUAAAAUGCAGGUGCAAAAUAAGCUUGAUCUAUCUUCACUCUGGAUGCAAUUUGUGAUGAUGGCAUAAAAAAUAAUAAACAUUUAAAAUAAAUCAAUUUCUUUGCCUUUAUACAAUUUUCCACUAUUUCUUUUACUUGCAUUCCUGGGAACACAGAAGACAUUGUCUGCUGUCACUAGUCUAAUACUAUCCUUACCUUUUUGUGUCAUUUUACCCCACUCCCUCCAGCAUGUAAGCUCAUUGAGCAGGGCCUUCAACCCCUCUGUUCCUGUGUAUCCAACUUGUCUGGUUACAACUACGUCUGUUCGUCCACCCAUUGUAAAGCGCUGUGGAAUUUGAUGGCGCUAUAUAAAUAUCAUAAUAAUAAUAAUAAUCAGAGAUUUUACCACCAUAUACGAUGAGCCUGCAUCUUAUUUCACGUUUAUUAACAUUAAAUUAUCUACACCCCCACACUCUGACAUCUACACCUCCACACUCUGACACAUAUACCGGCACACAUCAUGAUAGCUAUACCCACAAACCCUGACACCUACACCCACACACUCUAACAUCUACAUCCCCAGACUCUGACUCAUAUACCGACACACAUCUUGAAAGAUAUACCCCCACACCCUGACACCUACACCCACACACACACACACACUAACACCCACACACACACACACUGACACCUACAACCAUGCACUCUGACACCUACACCCUGACACCAUGAAAUCUGCACCCACACACAUUCUGACACCUACACCUAUACACCCUUACACCUAAACCCACACACUAACACCUACACCCAAACAUCCUGGUAACGACACAUCUAUAUUCUGACACCUACACCAACACACCUUGAAAUCUACACCACCACAACUCUAACACCUACACCCCACACUCUAAUGCCUACACCCACAUUCUGACACCUACACUCACACACUCUGACACCUACACCCUGACACCAUGAAAUCUGUACCUACACACAUUCUGAUACCUACAUCCAUACACCCUGGCAACUACACCUCCACACUCUGACUCCUAUACCAACACACCUUAAAAUCUACACCACCACAACUCUAACACCUACACCCCACACUCUAAUGCCUACACCCACAUUCUGACACCUACACUCACACACUCUGACACCUACACCCUGACACCAUGAAAUCUGUACCUACACACAUUCUGAUACCUACAUCCAUACACCCUGGCAACUACACCUCCACACUCUGACUCCUAUACCAACACACCUUAAAAUCUACACCACCACAACUCUAACACCUACACCCCACACUCUAAUGCAUACACCCACAUUCUGACACCUACACUCACACACUCUGACACCUACACCCUGACACCAUGAAAUCUGUACCUACACACAUUCUGAUACCUACACCCAUACACCCUGGCAACUACACCUCCACACUCUGACUCCUAUACCAACACACCUUGAAAUCUACACCACCACAACUCUAACACCUAUACCCUCACACAUUCUGACGACUACACCUCCACACACCCACACACCUACACCUGUACACAUUCUGGUACUUGCACCCACACACAUCCUGACAUCUACACCCCCACACUCUGACAUCUACACCCACACACUCUGACCAAUAUACACACAUGGACACCUAUACCUGCACACACUGACACCAACACCCCCACACUCUAACAACUACACCCAUACACAUUCUGACACCUUCACCCCCACAUACCCAGACACCUACACCCAUACACAUUCUGGCACUUAUGCCCACGCACAUUCUGACACCUACACCCCCACACUCUGACACCAACACCCCACAGAUUCUGAAACCUAUACCAACACACAUUCUGACUCCUGCACCAACACACUCUGACAUCUACACCUACACACAGCCUGGAAUCGACAGCCACACACUCUGACACAAUGGUAUUCGUGAAUGAAACAGUCACAAGCAAGACAGAUAUUCCACUUCACAGUAAAACAAACCUGCUAAACUUAAAUACCAUUUCAAUUGCAAGAAAGAAAAUAAAAACAUGCAAUAAACCUGUACUCCUUCUGUGUUUUUUAUAAUGAGGUCUUAAUUCGCUAUUAGUUUGUUCUUAAGCAUUGAGUUCAUAUUCUUUUGUUUCAUCAGGGAAGGUGUGCCCUCUCGGGGACAGUAGGUCCUUUGAACAGCAGCCUGAUUUUGCAUAGAAAUUUAUCUUUGGCUUUGAGAUCUCUAGGUGCAAGGAAUUGCAUGAAAAGCCUGGGAUCUGUAGAGAGGGUUUUUUGAAACUUAGCUGAAAGAAGAGAUUACAUAUUUGACCAUAAAAGGACCACCUGUGAAGAUGGGGAUUUUGCUACGUCAAAUGAAAACUUGACAUAUCUCUUCCACGGCAUCGGCAGGGUACCAAGAUCAGAUCAGUACUGUAAAUUAGAAUAAACACACCAGGUUCAGAUUAUUUGGAGACAGGAUUAUGAACAGGAUAGAAUAAAACAGGACAAUCCCGUCAACCUCAAAAUAUAUAAAUUCGGCUAUACAACUUCAUUACGUUGGAGAUUAAAAAAAAAAAAAAACACCAAGAAGGCUCUUUUAUUCAUGUGUGGUGGUCCUGUAACAGGAUCAGCAUGAAAUGGCUGAAGACAUUUAAACUUGUUAGAAAAUGAUCAAAUUGCAACUGUGAACCAAGGCCAGAGAGGGCACUUCGAUCUUGAUAUGUUUUCAACUAAUCUAAAAGUUCUAUUUCUUCAAUUUUACUUGCGGUAAAAAUAGUUAUUGCUAGAAACAGGCAGAAUACUGAUCUAAUUUCAUGGAAAGAGGAAAAAUUAUAAUUUUUAUUGCUAACCAUAAAUUAAAUAUGUCCUUUGCUAUUUAGUAGCCGUGGAUGGCAGGGACCUCUGUAAUUAAUUAAUCAUAAUAAAAUCUAAAGUGUCAGAGAGCUUAGUCGGUGGAGGACUGGGUGGGACACCAGGACAAAUAAGUGGACUGGAACAUUAAUGGAUGUAUUGUAAAUGCAUAGAAUUUUAAAAUGUAAAGAUAUUAUUUUAGUUGUGUAUAUCAUGUAUGUGAAUUAAUAUAAAUACACAGUUUGAAAAAAUACUUUAAAAAAAGGACAAUCCAAUUUAGAUAAAGCUUGAGGUCCAUGGCACUGGCCUCCAAAGUCAUUGGAUUUGCUUUUAUAUAUAAAACUAAAGGAUACAUCUUUUUAGUGGCUGUAAUUGCAUUUUGUGUUCAUCCUUUACAUCUGCAGUCACCUUCAUAUACGUCUAAUAACAGAAAUGAAGACAUGGAAUAUUUGCAGACACGCAGAGACAUCCUAAACAGACAACGUAGGAGUGUUAUAAGGAAGGCUAAUUGUGAAUCGGAGAAACAUGAAGGUUAGUAACAUUAUAACAGACUAUCGUGCUAACAUUGACAAAGUACUACAUUGAUUGGAAUUUAUUACAACAAUUAUUAACUGUCACACCGUGGACACAUUGGGGAUAACAAGUUUAUUAGUGUUCAGUGUUCUAUGCAGCAGUAAUGACACUAAUAGAUAAAUAAAUAUGGUCAAAUAUUCUGCUCGUGUGUAUUUCCAAAGACCCUGAUGACAAUUAGCGCACACAGAUCCCAUAAAUCCCACCAGAUUAUUAAAGUAAUGUCAGUAUAUGGGGAUAAUGUCUACAUACAGUAAGUACAGUAACAUUGAGACAGCAGGAUUAAAAAUUGAGAUGGCUAAGACACAGGAAGAGACAAGUCAAGACAUUUUCAGAAAUGAGGAGUAAAAUCAAUGAGCGCAGGAGGCCGUGAGCUAUCAAUGUCUGAUGAAUUUUGGAUUCAGGAUGAGUCCUCCAGCAGUCUAACGUCGAAGCCUCAUAGUCUGCUGAAUCCAUUUGAAAAGGAAGGCACAUCCAGUUAGGUACAAAUCUUGUAAUUAAGCUAGUGUUUGGCUAAUGUAAAUCCCGGUUACAUCAUUGUAGAGGCUUCCUCUGAAAACAUUUAAUACAUUUUAGUGAAUGUUUAUUGAAAUUAUGUUCUUAAUGAUUGAUAAACUUUGCCCUGGAAUAUUUGUUUUUUUACACAGAAAGCCCAACUAAUAUGGUGCUGGGUGACGACAUUGGUGCAAAUGCUGACCAUGGUCUGGCCAAGCUAGGAUCAUCCAUGGGUUCUCCGUCAGGACCACGCUCAGGUAUAACAAUGCAUAUUUACCUUACUUUGAGUUUUAUAGCUGUGGAGCUCUGUGAUAUAUUCAUACACUGCACAUUACUGUGAGUUUUAUUGCUGUGGAGUGUGGCGGAACCAGCCUCGCCACUAUGCACUGGAGAAGCCUGGUUGCCAGCCUCCUGCCAUGUGACUAUGGCCCCUGGGAUGUAUUGCCCUUUAAAGACAUGAUUUGGGCAUAAUGGAUUUGUGUUGUGCUUCUGCUGGCCCUUUUAAGAACCAUCUGGGGACAUACUGUGGAGUUACUGGGUGGCCACCAUUUCCUGUAUCAGAAGCACAUGGUGAGAACAAUGGAUGGCGGCCAUUUUAACUCACAGACACUGUGUGGACUUUUCAACACGGUGCCAUCUCGCCAGUAUUUGUUGCACAGAGACAUCGUGCGGUGGUUUUGUGGUUUUGGACUAUACAGCAGGGGACACAUUAUACAGUGAUUGUUUUUUAUUUAGCCUGCAUAUGUUCUGCAGAAUCUGCAUUAAACUGUAAAUUUCCAAAGUACGGAACGGAUCUGGGUGAAUUUUGGAUAUGUGGUUCACCCAGAUCCCCCAGUUCCAAGGAUAUACUUUUUAUGGGGUUAUUGCAUGUUUUGGGGUCCCUGUGAUGUACUUUUCCAUCAUUCCUAUUGAUAGGACACUGAUUGGCUAGAUCAGUGUCCCCCCUGGAGUGGGCAUGAAAAAAGAAAAGAAAAAAGAAAAGGGAAGGUGGUAAAUAUGAAAAAAGAAACAUGUAUGUGUAACGGAGAGAUAGUAUAAUCCACGGUAUCUCCGCUGGGUAACAGGAACAGCAUAAAAUAAUCCAGGCAAAUAAGCACAGCAUACAAUAAUCCCGGUAGCGUUGUAUGAAUCCUUCCUUCCCAAGAACUAGACGACACAUAGGCUGGGAGUCAACUGAGCUGUUAAUCACAGGUCACUGUAUUUAUGGGAUUCCCCAUGCAAGGGGUUUCCCUACUGACAUUCCAGGGGUUGUAAAGUAGGGGACUACAUGGAAAACUUAACAACCCGGACAUUUCUCCCACCACGCACUGCUGCACGAGAGGGAUACCCACUUAAGUGGAUUAUCCCUCGGUGCAGCAGAACUGACAUUUUACAUAAAAAUACAUAACUUCCCUAUUAUUCACGUUAUUUUACCGAAUGACCGUUCGGCAGAUAGCUGGGGUCUGAGCAUACCCUUCGUGAAAGUACCACUCAGAUCCCAACAUAAAUAACCGAACGCCGCAUGAAAAUACAUAUUACUUUAUAUUCAUCUUAAAAUACCGACUACAUAUAGGGGAACAAACUACCAAAGGACCGGUGCCCCCGAACGGCCUGGAAGUCCAGCGGUAUUCGUGCCGUCGAGUAGCCGAUUUUAGUUCCAGGCGCUCGAUGACCAAAUACCGCUGGGCUAACAAAGGAACCAAGAUGGUCGACUGCCGCGUGGUCGGUAGCCGAACGGCGGCCACCCUGAAACCCAAUAUUCACUGAAGGAAACAUUGUUGCAAUCUUUAAUGGGAGACACACGACCUCCUGUGUGUGGUCUCCCAUUCAAUAGUUAGUUCGUUUCACGAACAGUGUUGAAAUACACUGUUUGUGAAACUAUUGUAUGAAGGCUGGUGGCUUUCUCGCCGCCAGCAUACGAAUGUUCGCACAAUAUACAUAUACAGUUAUCAACUUGGUUCUAACAGUCUUUAAAGGGAUAGUAUACCACACAUGAAAAUAGAUGCUGAAGUGGCUGGUUUUGCCACAGUAUGUAAAAACGAUACAGAAACUAAAGCUUUUGAUUGAUGCAGUUGUCUCAAAAUGAUGCAUGUCCUUUUAAAUGUAGAAAUCCACGCCUCUUUAUCCUGUAACUGGGUGCAGGGAAUGCAACUAGAAACUGCUGCAAGAUGUAUAUAAAUCUCUUCCCACAGGCUCAAUAGAAAAUAACCAGAACUUAUUACAAAGAAACAGUCAACAAUUGACUGUACAGGUCUCUAAAUCCUGAUUUUUUUUCUACUGAUACAUAAACAACAAAUUCAAGCUGUGAUAUAUACUAUAUUAUACCAUGCCCAGCUACAAUAUUGGCAUACAUGAAAACAAUGACAAUUCAGUGGUCCCUUCAACCGGGAUACCCAGGAAUUCCUGUCACUCUGAUUAGAACAGGCAGGAUUUAGAAGGGGAGGCAGAUGGAACUGGCUGUCCUACAAAAACUCCGAAAGAGUUUUGAAGUGUUUAAUCCAAACAUUUCUAGGCAAGACAGGAUGGUUCACAACAUUUUUCUACUGACAAUAGAGCUUGAAUACAUAAACUGCCAACUGUCAUUGUCAUUGUAGCUAUAAACUCUGUCCUUUGCAUGUGACAGUCGGCAUCGAGAGGGCGUACAGAAAAGAGGAGAAACAGAAGCAAUGCUUCUAUUUCAACUUCUCCAAUGCAAUGUCAUGACUGUGCCAGGAGUAAACUGGAUUGUGGUGCCAACUGCUAAAUCUUUAAUAUACACAGAGCAUCUUUAUAUAAAAGGGGAACACAAGUUGGAACUUGUUUUUUAAUGCUUUAUUCAAUGGUGGAACCUUCAGCAAAGUGGCAGUUCCUCUAAAGUGAAAAGGUUAUAGAUCAUCAAAUUCAAGCUCAUUUUCCAUGCCAUCUUUAUUUCCCUAGGAGAAAGCCCUGAAUUUACUGCCCUCGUGUCACGGCUAAAGAUGGGAGAAUGCAGACAGACAAAGCUCACUCUACAGGACGUUCUGAAUAUCGGGCAGGAAUCCAUGAAUGACAUUGAACUACGGACUGUAGAGAACAUUCCCUGGUAUUUUCUGCAGAAUGUAAUGGCUCUCAAUGUGAACGCAAGAAACACAACACUUAAAGAACCCGCACAAAGUGAAAAGACUAAGUAUAGUCUGAGCAGGUUUCAGUGUUAUGACGAUGAUGAAGAAACAGACUCGUCUGAUUCUGUCCACCCCCGGGAUGUUCUGUGUGUUCUCCUGAAUUGUUCAGACCAUUUCUUACAACAGGAAAUUGUAACAAAGAUGUCCACAUGCCAGUUUGCUGUCCCUCUGCUGCUCCCUGCUGGGGAUGGUUCUAACUGCACCUUCAUGCUAUGGGCAAUGAGAGAUAUUGUGAAGAGAUGGAGACCUCGCUCAUUAGCAGACAGUAAAGGGUUUAUGGAGGAUAACGUGGUGAACAUUCCCAUGCCGAUCUUCUCUUUUGUGCGGCUAGGUACAUGUACCUUAUCCAAAUCUAAAUUCCUGAAUCAUUUGCUAAGCCCGACUCACUCACAUUACAGUAUUUUUGUGAAUCAGGACAUGGAUUGUGGGAAUUACCCUGGAAAGGUCUCUGAUGGGUUAGUAGAGAUAUCUUGGUUCUUCCCUGGUGGUUCGGGGAACUCUGAAACUUUCCCAGAACCCUUUGCUGUCACCAAUUUACACGGAGACCUGGAAUCUAACUUGGCACAAUUCACCUUUCUAACACAGAUAUCUGCCACUGUCUUUAUAUUUAUUGAGAGUUUUACUGAAGAGCAUUACAUACUGUUUACCAAGCUCCGAGACACAGACACAAAUUAUUAUUUUAUUCUUAGUCCAAGUAAUGACAAACAGAAAAUGCAGAUUUCAGGAGAAAAUCUGAAAAAACUGUCCUCAACACUAAAGGUUUUCAUAAUUAAACCCAGCAAUAGAAAUCCAUUUAAAUCUGUAAGUGAUAUUCAAGAAAUUAUCUCAGACAGUAUGAAGGACAAGGGCAGUCGGCAAAGCCUAGACAGUAUGGCAAUAGUCGCCAAUAGGUAUGGAAUAAAAGUAGAUGAGGAUUCUGUGGAAUGUCAGAAUGCCAGGAAGCAUGCCUUGUUAAUCAUUAGUGAAAUAAAGAAUGUAGCUCAAUACAAGAGAGAAAAUAUGCAAUUGCAGGGAGAUCUGUGGAAGGAGAUAUCUGGCUUGGAAAAAGAGAUGUGUAGAAUGAAGAAUCAAGGAAGAUGUAACACUACUAUUUACAGAAAUCAACUCGUGAAAAAAUGUUUUGACUUAACAAAGACCCAAUAUCAACAUCAGAUGCCUGAGGGCAUCAAGAACUUUCUUACCGCUAUCACUCAUUUAACAGAGACAGGAAAAUGUUAUUUCAUGAAAUGGCUGAAGUUUUAUCUGGACUCUAUAGCUAGAAGGCAUGGUUUAAAGUUACAGGCUGAGUACAGGAGAAAAAGCAUUGCAGAGUCAACAAAAGAAAAUGAACUGAAGCGACUUUCCCACGAUAUAUCAUAUAGUUCAUUGGGGAUUGAGCACUUCAUUCGUGAGAUGGGGCAGUUCUAUGAAGUUGAAUGUUCUAUGAUUAAACAGGAACAAAUCAGUCCAAAGCAGAAACAAUGCAGUCAUCUCCCAGGAAUAGCAGCUGAUCUCCUGCUGGGUGGGUUCCCAUUGGAGCUGAUUGAUGGAGAUGUUUCUAAUAUCCCUCUGCAGUGGAUAGAAAGCAUCCUUAAUGAGCUGGAAACUAAAACAAAAGGACAAUGCAGAAUGAGAGUGAUCACCGUGCUGGGAGUUCAGAGUACAGGGAAAUCCACCCUUCUGAACACCAUGUUUGGUUUGCAGUUCCCAGUGUCUAGUGGACGAUGUACACGAGGGGCUUUCAUGACCCUUAUUAAAGUGAAAGAGGAAGUCCAGCAGGAGCUGGGCUGUGACUUUAUUCUGGUGAUUGAUACUGAAGGUCUGAAAGCUCCAGAAUUGUCUUCUCUGGAGGAUAGUUUUGAACAUGACAAUGAGCUGGCAACGUUCGUUGUCGGACUGAGUGAUAUCACCAUAAUUAACAUGGCCAUGGAGAACAUGGCAGAAAUGAAAGACACCUUGCAGAUUGUGGUUCAUGCUUUCCUUAGGAUGAGUGAAGUUGGAAAGAAACCCAAUUUCCACCUUGUACAUCAGAAUGUAAGCGAUGUGACAGUACACACAAAAAAUGAGGUAGGUAGAGAAAAUCUUUUGAAUUAA
Messenger RNA from Pelobates cultripes (western spadefoot toad), 12704 nucleotides. NCBI's taxonomy places the organism in Eukaryota, Metazoa, Chordata, Amphibia, Anura, Pelobatidae. The record is from the annotation of a GenBank genome assembly.